CGGCGGCUCCUCCCCCGUGGCCGCCCGGCAGCAUGGCGGCGGCGGUGGAGACCCGCAGAGUGUGCGAGACCGCCGGCUGCAGCAGCGAGGCCAAGCUGCAGUGCCCCACCUGCCUCAAGCUGGGCAUCCAGGGCUCCUACUUCUGCUCACAGGAAUGCUUUAAGGGAAGCUGGGCCACUCACAAGUUAUUACACAAGAAAGCAAAAGAUGAAAAAGCUAAGCGUGAAGUUUCCUCCUGGAGCCUGGAAGGCGACAUUAACACAAAUCCCUGGUCUGGUUAUCGAUACACUGGGAAACUCAGGCCACACUACCCACUGACGCCAACAAGACCUGUGCCAAGUUAUAUUCAGAGACCGGAUUAUGCUGAUCACCCACUAGGAAUGUCUGAAUCAGAACAAGCUUUAAAAGGAACCUCUCAAAUAAAAGUACUGUCAUGUGAGGAUAUAGAAGGGAUGCGAGUAGUGUGUAGGCUUGCUAGAGAAGUACUGGAUGUUGCUGCCAUGAUGGUGAAACCGGGAGUAACUACUGAAGAAAUUGAUCAUGCUGUCCAUUUAGCUUGUAUUGCAAGGAAUUGUUAUCCUUCCCCUUUGAAUUAUUAUAAUUUCCCCAAGUCGUGUUGUACGUCAGUGAAUGAAGUGAUCUGUCAUGGAAUUCCUGACAGGAGGCCAUUGCAGGAGGGAGAUAUUGUUAAUGUGGAUAUCACAGUCUAUCGCAAUGGCUACCACGGAGACCUGAACGAGACGUUUUAUGUGGGAGACGUGGACGAGGGUGCCCGGAGGCUCGUCCAGACAACUUAUGAGUGCCUAAUGCAAGCCAUUGAUGCAGUAAAACCUGGUGUUCGGUACAGAGAACUGGGGAACAUAAUUCAGAAACACGCUCAAGCAAAUGGAUUUUCAGUGGUUCGGAGCUACUGUGGGCAUGGAAUCCAUAAACUUUUCCACACAGCUCCUAACGUGCCCCAUUAUGCCAAAAACAAGGCUGUUGGAGUCAUGAAGCCAGGUCAUGUAUUUACAAUUGAACCAAUGAUCUGUGAAGGUGGCUGGCAGGACGAAACCUGGCCCGACGGCUGGACUGCGGUGACGAGGGACGGGAAGCGCUCGGCACAGUUUGAACACACGCUGCUGGUCACGGACACAGGCUGCGAGAUCCUGACCCGGCGCCUGGACAGCGUUCGCCCCCACUUCAUGACCCAGUGAUAGUCCACACUGAGCAGGUGCAGCAGAAUGAGAAAUACAUACAUAUUUUUUGCCCCCUGUACUAUGCAUUUUUUUAAGAGUACAGAAUAGAAAGAUUUCACCAUUUACUUUGUUCUCAGUGAUUGUAGAUAAGAGGAAUAUCUCGAAGAACCUGACCCAAUGCCUGCAAAAGCAGAGAAUUAAAAGAAUUUCCUGCUUUCCUCCUA
This is a messenger RNA of Hirundo rustica (Barn swallow), 1402 nucleotides long. RefSeq names its product methionyl aminopeptidase 1 (gene METAP1). The record is from RefSeq and is a predicted model, not a curated record. Gene Ontology annotation, biological process: proteolysis. Lineage: Eukaryota; Metazoa; Chordata; Aves; Passeriformes; Hirundinidae. The coding region runs from base 33 to 1196 and encodes 387 amino acids. Gene Ontology annotation, molecular function: metalloaminopeptidase activity. The transcript has 11 exons.